CUCACUUCCAAAAACCAACAUGGCAGCAGGCACGCGCUCAACCGACCGCUCGGCCGAUCGCCGUGUGCGUCGGUCCCAUCGCUCGCGCAGUCGCUCGCCGUCCGCUUCACGCUCCCGUCGCUACUCACACCGCCGCUCCUCGAAACGGCGCAGUGUGAGUCGCAGCCAUAGCCGAGAACGCUCCCGACGUUCCAGUCGCCACCACCAGAGCCGCAGGCGCCACCGAUCGCGCUCUCGCUCGCACUCCAGAAAGCGCCACAAGCGACACCGUCGUGAUAGCGAUGACAAGCGAUCCAGGCGUCGCUCGCACUCUAAAUCCAGGUCUAGGUCGACGGCUAGAGCAAAGGAGAAGAAGCAAAACGAUAAGCCGACCAUUACGUCGCCUUCCGCCUCGCUCUCGCAAGAUUCUCAGACCGAGAAGUCCGUAGUUGAUGCAGAUAAGACACAGGUUAAUACGACUGAAGAUGUGGCCAUGGAGGACGUCUCAGAACCUCAGAAAGAGGCGCAAUUGACUCAGACUUUGGCCAAGAUCGCAGUCCAAGAAAUCAAAAAGGAGGAAGCUACAGUCGACAAGAAGGAGGAGGCAACUAAAGCUGUCAAUCAGGAGUCUGAUGACAAGCAAGAGCCAACAACUCCCAAGCCAGCGCUCGAUGUGAGCUCAAUCAAAGCAGAUAUCCUCAAGGCGCUCGCCGACGCCAGAAGUACCAUCGCCGUGAUCAAGAAAAGCGGAGCCAACACCUCCGUUGCAACCACCCCCACAGCAGCAACAGCCCCAGUCACUGUCGGAAAGGAAAGCGAAGAAAACCCAGUAGAAUCACCUAAGAAAGAGACGACCCCGUCACCACAGCAGCCAACUCCAUCUCCAAAGAAGACCGUCCCUACUGACGAGUUCGACAUGUUCUCAAUGGCAGCUCUGGAUGACCAUAACGAUGCAAUGAACGGCAGCACAGGCGUCGCUGCAAUAACAGUGGAUGAAGUAGCAUUACAAUCCAAUUGCGACGACGCUGAAGGGUACUAUUCCACUACAAUUGGAGAGGUGCUGAACGGCAAGUACCGUGUGCUCGGUACUGUCGGAAAAGGCGUGUUCUCCACGGUACUGCGCUGUCAGUGCAUCACUCCGCUAACGACCGAUACUGGUCACUCCCUCAGUGUCGUCGCAGUCAAACUUAUCCGGAACAACGACGUCAUGCGUGAUGCUGCACAAACGGAACUGAAGCUUCUCAAAGAAUUAGGAAAGCGUGACCCACGCGACAAGAAACACUGCAUCCGACUACUAGACUCGUUCACGCAUCGGAACCACGUAGCCAUGGUGUUCGAGCCCAUGCAGAUGAACGUUCGUGAAGCCAUGAAGAAGUUUGGAGGCAAAGGAGGCAUUUCGAUCCAAGCUGUACGGAUUUUCAGCAAGCAUCUGCUUGUCGCGCUUAAUCAUCUGGAAUCCUGCGGUGUUAUCCAUGCUGGUACGGAUAAAAGAAUGUAUUUGGAAGUGGUUAAAUAACUAAGUUGUUAUGAACAGAUAUCAAACCGGAUAACAUGCUGCUGGAUGAGAAACAAACGACCAUCAAGCUGUGCGACUUUGGCUCGGCGUUUAAAGCGGACAACGGGAAGCAGGACCCGACGCCGUAUCUUGUUAGUCGGUUCUACCGCGCGCCCGAGAUCGUGCUGGGUCUUGCCUACGACAAAGCGGUAGAUAUGUGGUCUGUCGGUUGUUGCUUGUACGAGAUGUUCACUGGCAAAGUUAUGUUUCCAGGGAGCACGAACAACGAGAUGCUCAAAUUCUUUAUGGAGCUCAAGGGCAAGAUCCCGAACAAGUUGAUUAAGAAGCAUCGUCAGGCGUAUAUCGACCAAUUCGAGAUGGAACCGCACUUUACGGAAGACCUCAAGUUCUGCAGCCGAGAAAGCGACCGUGUAACGGGUAAACCUGUGUUGCGCUUGAUGGACACCAUCAAGACCAAGAACGAUCUUGUUGGCAGUCUGAUGGCAGCGAAGAGCGCCACGGAUGACCGGAAGCAGGUGCUGGAGCUGCGUAGUCUACUGGAUCGGAUGUUCACGUUGGAUCCGACGAAGCGCAUUACAGUGAGAGAUGCACUAGCGCACCCGUUCGUGAAAGGCUCGUGAGAAGGACAACAGAGACUUGAUCCAGUGAACUUCCCAAGUAAGCCGGCAUCGUACUACACAGACUGGUUUCCAGUUUCAUGGCCUGCCCGUUAUGGUAAAGCUGAAUGCUUAGUUGCUCUUUCUCUUCUGCUAACCCAAGCGUUUGUUCCGUUUUACCGUGCAACAUGACCGAUUCGAUUUGAAACUGUUUCUGAAUAUUUGCUUAUUGUCUCCUUCCUAUCUGGCCGUGGGUAAAUGACUCAUUUGAGAAGUUGUGGCAUGGAGUGGGGUACGUGUACGUUAACUUACGUUGUAUCAGGUUGAUCAUUGGGAGCUACGCUUCAAUCCAAGUUUCAGCAUAACCACUUUCCACAAAGCUCCAUGAAAACCGUAUCUACUAUCGCCGCAGCUUCCAUUGCGCCUGUCACCGUUGCUUACCAUGUCGAGUUUUUGGCAGAGAGAGAUGUUGGGUUGAAUACAUACACAAUGGGAAUCCGCGCCACCAUCAAUGACGAUAGUUUUUGCGGUGGAUCGCUGAUCUCUUCUACGCAUGUACUGACUAGGACGGCGUGUCGUGGUAGUGUACUAAGCCGGCGAGUUGGGUGUCUGUAGGCUCUACCUCAAUGGCACACAUGACGGCGAGCAGAUUAAAAACAGACCGCGCACAAAUCUAGCAUCUACAUCUAGACGACAUGAUGUUUUGGGCUGAAGCUGUCGAUAUCGAGACUUCAGAUUAAAUAAAACUUGCUCAUAGUUUCAUGA
Messenger RNA from Phytophthora nicotianae INRA-310, 2856 nucleotides. RefSeq lists its product as hypothetical. The record is from RefSeq and is a predicted model, not a curated record. The coding region runs from base 20 to 1495 and encodes 491 amino acids. NCBI's taxonomy places the organism in Eukaryota, Oomycota, Peronosporomycetes, Peronosporales, Peronosporaceae. The transcript has 2 exons. Gene Ontology annotation, molecular function: ATP binding; protein serine/threonine kinase activity. Gene Ontology annotation, biological process: peptidyl-threonine phosphorylation; mRNA cis splicing, via spliceosome; peptidyl-serine phosphorylation.